Messenger RNA from Leptonychotes weddellii (Weddell seal), 3905 nucleotides. RefSeq names its product neurofilament light chain (gene NEFL). Gene Ontology annotation, biological process: neurofilament bundle assembly. The record is from RefSeq and is a predicted model, not a curated record. Gene Ontology annotation, cellular component: intermediate filament; axon; postsynaptic intermediate filament cytoskeleton. Gene Ontology annotation, molecular function: structural constituent of postsynaptic intermediate filament cytoskeleton. NCBI's taxonomy places the organism in Eukaryota, Metazoa, Chordata, Mammalia, Carnivora, Phocidae.
UGAGGGGGGAGGGUGUCUCCGUGGAACCCGGGAUACAGAAAUCUAAGGUGUCAGUGGGGAGUGAGAACCUAUUAUUGGGGACGCGGCAUCCGUGUGGUACGGGGUCAAGGGAGUAGCUAGGAUGGGGGCGGGGAGGGUUGGGGAAGGGAAUGAGAGAGGGGUAAGGGGUCUCAGGGAAAAAUCCAGAGCCCCGGAGACAAGUGGAAAGGACGGUCGCCGCAGCACCGGAGCUGCCUGUCGCUCGCCCCCGCCUUCCCUUUUGCGCAGAAUCCUCCCCUUGGCUGCAGCAGCGCGCUGCCCCCACUGGCCCGGCGCGCCGUGAUCGAUCGCAGGCUGCGUCAGAAUGCUCCCCGCGUAUAAAUAGGGGUGACAGGACCUCGGCGAGCCGCACACAGCCAUCCACCUUCCCCUCUCCCUCUCUCCCCCGUUCUUCUCUCUCUGUAGGCCCCCAUCUCCGCCGCGAGCCGGAGGGGCUCCGACCGCCACCAUGAGUUCCUUCAGCUACGAGCCGUACUACUCGACCUCCUACAAGCGGCGCUACGUGGAGACGCCCCGGGUUCACAUCUCCAGCGUGCGCAGCGGCUACAGCACGGCGCGCUCCGCUUACUCCAGCUACUCCGCGCCGGUCUCCUCCUCGCUGUCCGUGCGCCGAAGCUACUCCUCCAGCUCCGGCUCCUUGAUGCCCAGUCUCGAGAACCUCGACCUGAGCCAGGUAGCCGCCAUCAGCAACGACCUCAAGUCGAUCCGCACCCAGGAGAAGGCGCAGCUGCAGGACCUCAACGACCGCUUCGCCAGCUUCAUCGAGCGCGUGCACGAGCUAGAGCAGCAGAACAAGGUGCUGGAAGCCGAGCUGCUGGUGCUGCGCCAGAAGCAUUCCGAGCCCUCCCGCUUCCGGGCGCUGUACGAGCAGGAGAUCCGCGACCUGCGCCUGGCGGCGGAAGACGCCACCAACGAGAAGCAGGCGCUCCAGGGCGAGCGCGAAGGGCUGGAGGAGACUUUGCGCAACCUGCAGGCGCGCUAUGAAGAGGAGGUGCUGAGCCGCGAGGACGCCGAGGGCCGGCUGAUGGAAGCGCGCAAAGGAGCCGACGAGGCCGCUCUAGCCCGCGCCGAGCUCGAAAAACGCAUCGACAGCCUGAUGGACGAAAUCGCCUUUCUGAAGAAAGUGCACGAAGAGGAGAUCGCCGAGCUGCAGGCGCAGAUCCAGUACGCUCAGAUCUCCGUGGAGAUGGACGUGUCCUCCAAGCCCGACCUCUCCGCCGCGCUCAAGGACAUCCGUGCUCAGUACGAGAAGCUGGCUGCCAAGAACAUGCAGAACGCCGAAGAGUGGUUCAAGAGCCGCUUCACCGUGCUGACCGAGAGCGCCGCCAAGAACACCGACGCGGUGCGCGCCGCCAAGGACGAAGUGUCCGAGAGCCGCCGCCUGCUCAAGGCCAAGACGCUGGAGAUCGAAGCAUGCCGGGGCAUGAACGAAGCGCUGGAGAAGCAGCUGCAGGAGCUGGAGGAUAAGCAGAACGCCGAUAUUAGUGCUAUGCAGGACACAAUCAACAAAUUAGAAAAUGAAUUGAGAACCACAAAGAGUGAAAUGGCACGAUACCUUAAAGAAUACCAAGACCUCCUCAAUGUGAAGAUGGCUUUGGACAUUGAGAUUGCAGCUUACAGGAAACUCUUGGAAGGUGAGGAGACCCGACUCAGUUUCACCAGCGUCGGAAGCAUAACAAGUGGCUACUCCCAGAGCUCUCAGGUCUUUGGCCGAUCUGCCUAUGGUGGGUUACAGACCAGCUCCUACUUGAUGUCUGCCCGCUCCUUCCCGUCUUACUACACCAGCCACGUCCAGGAGGAGCAGAUUGAGGUGGAGGAGACCAUUGAGGCUGCAAAGGCCGAGGAAGCCAAGGACGAACCCCCCUCUGAAGGAGAAGCUGAGGAGGAGGAGAAGGAGAAGGAAGAGGCUGCUGAAGAGGAAGGAGCUGAAGAGGAAGAAGCUGCCAAGGAAGAAUCUGAGGAGGCGAAGGAGGAAGAGGAAGGAGGUGAAGGUGAAGAAGGAGAAGAAACCAAAGAAGCUGAAGAGGAGGAGGAGAAAAAAGACGAAGGUGCUGGGGAGGAGCAAGCAACUAAAAAGAAAGAUUGAGCCCCUCUGUCCUUAAUCCUUCCAGGAAGAAUUCUCCCGAAAUCAGGUCAACCCCAUCACCAACCAACCAGUUGAGUUCCAGAUACUAUAUGAAUUAAGAAGUUCAAUAUAUGUAUAAUUCAGAGAUGACUUAGGUUGGACAUUCAAUGUUGUGCUAUGACUUUUCUCCUUAUGCAGAGUAUCUGUUUGCUUGCAGAGUGGCUUCCUGGCUUGCUGCCAGCUUGUGCAUGGUCCACGCUUACGAGUUCAGGAUCUAUGGCAAUGUGAAUAAUUCAGAUGUUUACAAUUAAAGAAAAAACACACAUGAAUAAAUGAAUUCACUGAUGUUAAUGUUAAACUUCAUGGUAAAAAUAGUCCUUUGAACCUUUGGUGGUUAGAAAUUAAAGACCUCGAAUCAUGUGCAAUACAUAGUAAAUAAAGUUACACUGAAUGACAUUUCUUGCUGUGGUUGUUGACUUAAUUAAAAUAUCUUAAAGCACCAGUAUAAGCCAAGGGGACUAUCAACCUCCAAAUUUUUUUUAAGUCCCCAGUUUUAACAAUUACAAUGGAUAUUUUUUCCCCCUGAUUGGUAAUUCUGAGGGAUACAGUUAGGUCAUGACCAUUCAUGACAUCUCUCCCCUCAAAAAUUUUGCUGAUAAUAAACUUGAGUAAAUGGGAGUCUCUGGGAUUCUUCUUUUAUAAUUAGCAAUAUACUCUGUCCCAUAAAAGGCACUAUAUAAUGUUGGGAAUGGCUUUCUUGGGAGGCAAUGGUGUAAUAUGAUAAAUACACCUUUUGUGGUAAAUAGGUGAUUUAAAUAAUUAAUGCAGUGUGUUUAGAAUAUGAAUCCCGCCCAUCCAUUACUAUAACUACAUUAUUUUAAUAUAGUCCAAAUAUCAUGGGCAGAAGUGGGAACCCAAGCAAUUGAUAUAAUUAGAAGGAAAUCUUUUUUUCCAUGUAUAAUUUUGGGGGUAAGAAUAUCAAAGAUCAUUUGCCAUUGCAAACAUGUUGCCUGCAAUCCUGAGCUCAUGAUUCAGUGUGUUAAUAGCUUGAUUCCGUUGCCUCAAGUACACAACAUUUAAUGCCACCCACUUUAAACUUUUUUAAAAACUACAGAUAACAGAUAAUAAAAUUGUUAUCAGUCAGUAAAGGGAGGAGAUUAUACCUGUAUGUUGCAUUGCAUUGCUCUGCAUGCCUUUACUGGGAAAUAUUUGGAUUUCAGUGAUAGCUCUAACUGGUUGGACAUUGCAUCAAACACACACCCCAUUCAUCCUCCCUGUUCACUGUAAAGUCAUGAAAGCUCUUGCACUUGAUGUGGAAUGUAGAUGAAAUUACUGAUUAUCCGCUGUUCUGCCUUUGUUCUUACACAAUUGCUUUGUCAGCUGAUUUUGUUCCAUAUUUGUUUUUUAAAUAACUUUCAAAAGCAGCGAAUUUAACCUGAGAGCAAAGUGGUCUACAUUUAAAUUUAUUUGAUUCUUCACACUACCUAUUUCUAGUUAAAUAUAUGUCACCACACAAAUAGGUAAAAUAGUUCAUCACGAUGCUAUGGAUUUGAACUAUGAAGAUUCUCAGUAUAUUGGUUUCUGUAAAGACGAGGAGUUGCCUAAGAAACCAAGCUUUUCACAUUUAUGUUCAUUAAAUAUGGGAUGCUACACAUGAUAAGUCUAAGACAGAUGCAAAUUACAUGUUAAAAAAAAGUAACUUUAGCCAAAUGGAAACGGUUGGUUUCAGAAUUACUUGAAGUAACAACACUGUACCAUAUUCUAUCCUGUGUGCCAUAAUAAAAUACUAAAAAAAACUAAA